This is a messenger RNA of Verticillium alfalfae VaMs.102, 964 nucleotides long. RefSeq names its product ISWI chromatin-remodeling complex ATPase ISW2. The coding region runs from base 273 to 671 and encodes 132 amino acids. The transcript has 2 exons. The record is from RefSeq and is a predicted model, not a curated record. Lineage: Eukaryota; Fungi; Ascomycota; Sordariomycetes; Glomerellales; Plectosphaerellaceae.
GCAAUACGCCAAGGUUUUCUGGCAGCGAUACAGCGAGAUUGCAGACUACACAAAGUAUCUCAAAACGAUUGAGGACGGAGAGGAGCGCAUGCGCAAGAUUGAGCACCAGCGCAAGCUGUUGCGAAGAAAGAUGCAGCAGUACCGCGUCCCCUUCACGCAACUCAAGAUUAACUACUCGGUCUCUACCACCAACAAAAAAGUGUAUACUGAGGAAGAAGACCGGUUUCUCCUGGUGCUCCUUGAUCGUCACGGCGUCGACACGCCAGGCCUCUAUGAGACGAUGCAGCAGGAGAUCGCAGAAUCCCCUCUCUUCCGAUUCGACUGGUUCUUCCUCAGCCGUACGCCUGUUGAGCUCAGUCGGCGGUGUACGACACUGCUUACCACAAUCGUCAAGGAGUUUGAGGACGUUCAGCCCAACCAAGAGCGCUAAUGGGGCGAACGGCAAGGUCAAGCGGGAUGCUGAUGACGACGAAAACGACGAGGAUAGUGUGUUGGGUAUGGCACCAUCCAAGAAGAAGUCGAAGAACGGAGUCAAGAACAAAGCGCUCGACAACAUCAAGUCAGAAGCAGGCAGCAAGAGUACUUCUGCAGCUCCUUCAAGGGCGUCAAGCGUCGCAUCCACCAAGACAAACGGGCCUUCCAAGUCCAAAGCCAAGGGAAAAAAGAAGUAAGAGUUACUGAAGUUUGUUCUUGGGGGCAAGGUAUGACUGGCAGCGAGUUGGUCUGGUAGCCCGGCAGUCAGGGCUCGUGACAUGGUAGACAUGGCGUUUGGUCAGGUAUGAAACGGAUUGACGGGAUAUUGUCCGGCUCAACGAGUCGGGAGAGAGAGUGCGAUUUGUCUUGUAUUAUUUCUGUCGCCAACGGUAUGUUUCAGACCUUCGUAUAGAAGGUUUAGGCACUGAUUACACAAAGAGACUCUGGCUCCUGUCUUUUGUCCGAACCUGGUCACCAGCGCUGUGAGAAA